UGAUUCUCCAUUAAAUAGAAAACAAAAGGCAAAACAAAUAAGCCCUCGUCUCCUCCAGCUGCCGACCUCUCUGUCUCGCCUUCCUUCACACCAGUCGACAACCUCUUCGCCUGUCUGCUCUGGUGAAAGAUGAUAAUUCUCGAGGAUGUCUUCAAGGUCGAGAGGCUCGACCCCGACGGCAAGAAGUUCGACAAAGUAACUCGGAUUGAAGCACGGAGUGAAAGAUUCGACAUGUUCAUGCAUCUAGAUGUGAAUACUGAAAUAUACCCAAUGAAAGAAGGACAAAAGUUCACCAUGGCGUUGGCUAGUACAUUAAAUCCAGAUGGAACACCUGAUACAGGAUAUUAUACCCCGGGUAAUAGAAAAUCCCUUGCUGACAAGUACGAAUAUGUUAUGCAUGGGAAGCUAUACAAGAUAUCUGAGGAUGACCCUGGAAGGGCUUCUAAAGGUUCAGGAAAAGGAGUCAAAGCGGAGAUAUAUGUUUCAUUUGGAGGACUUCUCAUGAUGCUGAAAGGUGACCCUUCUAAUCUCCAUCAGUUCGAUCUCGACCAAAGGCUGUUCCUUUGUAUCAGGAAGCUCUGAGAUUUUAGCUGCCUGUAUCAUCUGAAUUCUCUUGUUAACUAUAUCGAGUUGUAACUAAUUUAGCAGGCCCUGAAGGGACUACGUUCUCCUCUGUGUGUCGUGUCGACUGUUGCUUUGUGCUUUCACCAGGGCAAAGGCACUUGAUCCUGUUGGUUCUUUUGCUGAGGACUAUACUCAUAAAAACAUUUGUUAGGGUCCAAUUUGUUGCCAUCGUUUAGUCCCAACGGUUUAGUUUGAUCGAAUCGAGA
Messenger RNA from Eucalyptus grandis, 830 nucleotides. Its product is annotated as DNA-directed RNA polymerases II, IV and V subunit 8B. The record is from RefSeq and is a predicted model, not a curated record. The transcript has 5 exons. Gene Ontology annotation, cellular component: RNA polymerase II, core complex; RNA polymerase I complex; RNA polymerase III complex. Gene Ontology annotation, molecular function: DNA-directed RNA polymerase activity. Bases 130 to 582 code for a protein of 150 amino acids. NCBI's taxonomy places the organism in Eukaryota, Viridiplantae, Streptophyta, Magnoliopsida, Myrtales, Myrtaceae. Gene Ontology annotation, biological process: DNA-templated transcription.